UUCCCUCCUUGUCAUGUUCGAAACCACCUCACCUCUCUCUCUCUCUCUCUCUCUCUGGGUUCGUGAAAGUGCAACACAAUCGCUCCAACCUAUAAAGCAUACCCAAACACGCCUUAACCCAUGAACUAAAUCUUCCCUUACACCACUCAAUCUCCUCACUUCAUCAUCCUUUCUUCUCUUCCUUUUAUAUCCAUCCAAGAAAAAUCUUCAUCUGAUUUUGUUUCUUUUCCAUGUAUCUGUACCUUGUAUAGCCACACGUACAAGGCAUCUUCUUCCUCUAUUUUAUUACCUAUAAAACAUAGGGAUAAAGGGAAAAAUAUGGUUAUUGGUGGCAGCUCUGUGCCGUUUAGGGUGUUGGUUGUGGCGAUUGCAGCUCUGGGAUUUGCGUGUCUUCUGUUAAUUGCAACUCUGCAAACUGGACCAACCAAAAGCACAGCAAGAACCGUUGAAGCCACUGCAAGUUUCAAACUUGACGCAGAUAUAGGAAGAGAAAAGCUUAUUUAUGAUCCAGAAUUGGAUAUCAACUACAUGAUGAGCAAGAGAAAAGUUCCCAAUGGCCCUGAUCCCAUUCAUAACAGGAGAGCUGGGAACUCGAAACGACCUCCUGGGCAAGUUUAGUUCGAUAUCAAAGAUAAGGAAUUGAAAAAGGUAGAAGAGCAGAAAAGUGGAAAAAGAAGAGACAAGAUGUGUGGCAUCUUGUAUGUAUUCUUUUAGAAAUGGGACAAUAGAUGCUCCUGAAAUUAUUUGAGAA
This is a messenger RNA of Manihot esculenta (cassava), 751 nucleotides long. Its product is annotated as CLAVATA3/ESR (CLE)-related protein 25. The transcript is spliced from 2 exons. The coding region runs from base 319 to 618 and encodes 99 amino acids. The record is from RefSeq and is a predicted model, not a curated record. Lineage: Eukaryota; Viridiplantae; Streptophyta; Magnoliopsida; Malpighiales; Euphorbiaceae.